Messenger RNA from Cydia splendana, 1953 nucleotides. RefSeq lists its product as uncharacterized. Gene Ontology annotation, biological process: DNA integration. Gene Ontology annotation, molecular function: nucleic acid binding. NCBI's taxonomy places the organism in Eukaryota, Metazoa, Arthropoda, Insecta, Lepidoptera, Tortricidae. The record is from RefSeq and is a predicted model, not a curated record. The transcript has a single exon. Bases 1 to 1953 code for a protein of 650 amino acids.
AUGCGGCAUCAGAAGGCAUUUGAAAUGUUGCGCAAGAUGUUGUCGGGUACUGACACUCUAGUCCAUUACGAUGUGAAUAAAGAGAUAAUUAUGUCAUGUGAUGCGUCACAAUUUGGCUUGGGCGCUGUUCUGGAACACGUGAUGGAAGAUGGAUCUGUCAGACCGGUAAUGUUUGCUUCAAGGACCAUGAAUGUUCAUGAGAGGAAUUAUGGUCAGAUAGACAAAGAGGCAGCAGCUAUAGUAUUUGGUCUUAAGAAAUUCCACCAGUUUAUUAGUGGCCGGAAGAUUACGAUCAGAACCGAUCAUAAACCGUUGCUGGGAUUGUUUGAACCGAAAAAGCCCAUCCCUAAUGUUAUAUCUCCAAGAAUGCUCCGCUGGGCUUUACUAUUGAACUCCUAUGAUUACUCCAUACAAUAUGUGGAAGGUAAAAAGCUAGGAAACGCUGAUGCUUUAAGCAGAUGGCCGUCCCGUGAUCAAUCGUCUGAAGAAGAAUACUUAGGAGUCCUCCUCAUAGAAGAGACUCCAUCAGACCUGGAACUGUCAGCCAGUGAAGUGGCGAAACUUACAACUAAAGACAAGACACUAAGCAAGGUAUUAUACUGGAUUCGAAACGGGUGGCCUAGCAAGGUGGAUGCGGAAUAUAAGGGGUACUGGCAGAAACGUAACGAAAUUUCAGAAUAUAAAAAUUGCAUUCGGUGGGGUAAUCGAGUGAUUAUACCGGACAAAAUGAGGCCGUAUAUCCUACAGGAGUUACACUCAAAUCAUGACGGGAUAGUGAUAACAAAAGCCAUAGCACGAAGUUAUUUUUGGUGGCCAGCUAUAGACAAAGAAAUUGAAAGUUUGGUAAAUAAAUGCGAAACUUGUGCUGAAAACAGAAAUAUGCCGGCACAAGUGAGCCAUAAGUGGAUAAGGCCGGAGAAGGCGUGGUCAAGAUUGCAUAUUGAUUAUGCAGGGCCAUUUCAAGGGAAAACGUUUCUCAUCCUGAUUGAUGCUUAUUCAAAAUGGCCUGAAGUAAAGAUUGUUCCUGAUAUGAGCUCAGGAACACUAAUAAAUGUUUUAAGGGACAUAUUUGCAGAACAAGGUUUACCAGACACCUUGGUCAGUGAUAAUGGCAGAAGCUUUAUUUCAGAUCAGUUUAAAGAAUUCUUAUCAACAAAUGGAAUAAGACAAAUCUUGACACCACCGUACCAUCCGGCGUCAAAUGGACAGGCCGAGAGGACGGUUCAAACGGUUAAGAAUAAAUUAAAGAAACAGUCCACACUUCCAUGGAACAUAAAAUUACCUACAAUAUUGUAUGGGUUGCGUACUACACCCAAUAGUACUAAUGACAAGUCACCGGCGGAACUUUUAAAUUGUAGGCGUUUCAGGACAAAGUUUGACCACCUUAAUCCCCUCAUAUUCAAGAACCAAGAGGAAACGCAAGUAUGUGACGAGAAUGAAAACACUGAAGUUCGUUCAUUUCAAAUGGGACAGACGGUGUAUUUCCGGAAUUACAGUUCAGGACCACGCUGGUUGAAAGGAGUCAUAGAGAAGAGACAAGGCAUUUGUAGGUAUAUAAUAAGAUGGAACGGGAAGCUGAUGAAAAGACAUAUUAAUCAGAUACAAGGUCAUGGGGGAGAGGCGAGAGAUAUCCGCCAGAAUACAUCAGAAAACACUGGUCCUGAAAUUAUACAUGACACGGAGGCGAGUAAAACAUGUGAAGAUAGUGAUGACGAUGAGGAUAUUAAUGUAAAACUAAAUGCUACUCCACCAGCCUCACAAUGGGCUGAUAUCAUAGGGAUUUCUGGACCUCAGGAUUAUACGUUUAAUCAGAGCCAAGAACGCAUACCGCCAACCAACAAACGAGUAAGAUCACCUUCAUCACCACAAAACAUGGAAGCCAAGAGAUUAGCCAUAGAUUCCUAUGAGAGUCUGUCAGAGUCUGAUUAUGAACAGACUGAAGAUUCAAACUAA